This is a messenger RNA of Symbiodinium sp. CCMP2592, 2946 nucleotides long. The record is from the annotation of a GenBank genome assembly. NCBI's taxonomy places the organism in Eukaryota, Dinophyceae, Suessiales, Symbiodiniaceae.
AUGGUCAGGCAAAGCAUGGCCAACGCUGAGGCCAAGCAGGCGGGGGUCAUUCGCAAUUACCCGGUGGCCAGCUGGCGGGAGGGGGCCAAUCACCAUGCAGUGGAGGUUGCAGAAUGUGUCCAGCCGGACCUACACAUGAUGGAUAAUGUCGUCCUUCAGGCAGCGCUCAAGCACUACCCCAAAAAGGCGCAGAAAUUCACAGCCAAGGGCAUCGUGGAGGCCUGGUCAGACGAGAUGAACUUCUACAACAAGCCCAACAAGCUGCGGACAGGGGUCCAGCUCUACAAGCACGGCCAUCUGAUGACCCCCACAGCGGAGUUAGAUUGGAUCGCGGAGGCUUUCGGGGAAAGAUUCGGGGCCCAGUUCUCUAGUGAGCCUGGGGCACUUCUACGUCAACAUGUGCCUGUUCAACUUCAGGAGGACUACGUGCUCGAGGAGCUCCUGAAUAUUCCUGUUCGGAAGGCUGUCCCUCCUGGGGCCGUUCCCGCGAUUGCGUGGCGAGCAUGUGCUGCACAGAUUGUUCACCCUCUGGUCCGGAAGGUGAACGAAGACUGGCGAGCAGCACAGGUCCGAGUUCAUCAGGAUUGGGCCAAGGCAGAUGUUGCGCUUCUUCCCAAAGGGAAAUCCAAUGCUAGCUCUCCACUGGACCUCAGACCCAUUGGUUUGCAGCAUCCGGUGGGGAAAACCAUCAUGAAGGUUGUUCUCUCGAUGGCAAAGGAGGAAAUGGUCGAAAUGGUGCGGAAGUGGCCUCAGACGGCCUAUCUGCCAGGCCGGUCCACUACUACGGCUUUGAAAACUGUCUUUGCUCACUGCGAUGCUGUCAGAACACAAUGUGCUCGUACCAGGCGGAGCUUGCACGACAAAUACGACGGGAUCACUGCCCCUGCUUUCACAGGCGGGCUCCAGGUAAGCCUGGAUUUGACUGCAGCUUUUGAUUUAGUAGGAUGGCAGCAUAUCAAGCAUGCGAUGGAGAUGGCGCACAUCAAUGAAUCUGUUCAGGAACUUCUCCUACAGUGGCUCCGCCAAGUGAUCUACGUGUUUCAUCACGGCCGGGAUUCAAGGUCGGUGCGGCCCCAUUGGGGACUCAGACAGGGAUGCAUUGCGUCCCCUAUGCUGUGGAGCAUCUUUACGGCUCUUCUGUGUCAGGCUUUUGAUGUCCAGCUACGUGAAAGCUGGUCGGGAGAACAUGCUGUACUGUAUGCCGAUGACUCACACCUAAGGUGGCAGUUUAGUACAUUCAUGGGUUUGGAGAAAUCCAUCGCGGAGCUCAGGAUCAUUCUGAAGAUCUUCGCUCGGUUUGGAAUGAAGGUGAACGAGAAGAAGACCCGGGCACUUCUGAUGGUCACGGGCAGUGACAAAGGGAAGGUGCACAAACACUAUGUUCGUACUGGACACGAGGGCAAGCGCCUUCUACUGUCGCCGAAGGAUCCUACCAGAUGGCUACCGCUGGUCACUCAGGCUCAGUAUCUGGGACUCAUCAUUGCCUACGAUCGAUUCGAGGCCCUCUCCACGCGCCACCGCAUCUCCAAAGCGAACCAGCGCCGGUGGGCUCUCGCCCCGGUGUUGCACUCUCGUCGGCUUGGGGUGAAAUACAAGUUGCAGGUGUGGCGUUCAUGCGUGCAGUCGACGCUCCUCUACGGGCUCCAUGCUUUUGGCCUGACGCCCAAGUUGAUGCGUGAGAUCCAAGCCACUGCGAUGAAACAUGUUAGGGCUGUGGUAUCGGACCCCAGACAUGUUACCGGCCAUACACAUCAGGAAGUUCUUGCUCAAUACAAGCUGGAGGACAUGCACACCCUCAUCAGCCGGGCACAUGAUCGAGAACGGGCAGAUGGUGGGGACCCUGACUGGAUGACUCUGCCGGCCUGGAAUGAUCAUAUCACCCAAUGUUUGCAGGAAGUGGUGGUGGCCAACUCUGGCCAAGAUCAGGACUCUGAGCCUGAACACUGGGCAUGCCCGGAGUGCGAUUCCUUCUUCUGCACGGCGGCUGCCUUGAAGAUCCAUGCACAAAAGGCACACGGUAUCUACAACAAGAAGUCGCAAGUGGCACCAAACAUGUUCGGGCCUCGCGACCAGGAGAUGGACGAGUUCUUUGGGGCGGUUCGUGCAGGGACAGAAGGGACCCCGGGGUACCAGGGGGAGGGAGAUCAGAGCAUGAAUCCAAAACGGAGGCGGGAAGCUGCGGUACAUACCGACUGGGGCAGCGGAUCCGGAUGGGGCAACCAUCAGUCGAACUCCCACCACUACCCUCAGCACCAUCACUAUCCAAAACACCACGGAAGGGAUCCCUUGAUUUAUUCUUUGGCAAGGGUCGUGCUUCAGCAGGAGCAGGAGAUCAAUCUGCUGAAACAGGACACAUCGUUGGUUCUGUGGUUCAGUCCGGGGGGCGACUCGAUUUUGGGUCAUCUCUACCGUACAGCCCUGGAAUUCAAAAAGAAGCAGGCUGCCGAGCCCACUUGGGGAAUGGCCCACAUGCCGUUGAAACAAGUUAUGGCUCUCUCGAUGUUUCGCGAACUAAAGGACCGCCACCACAAGGUUCUCAACACCAAGGAGUUGCUUCAGCGAGCAUUGGAGAUGGGAUGGCGGGACGCUCAGGGCUGGCACUUUCAGCAGUGGAACCCGAAGCUAAAGCAUCUGGAAUUGGACAAAUCUCGACCACAACUCUCAGACGUGGACAUGUCGAACAACCUGGAGGUUCUGACGGAGCAUGUAAAGAAAGAUGUGGUGCAUCGCUUUCACUGCACACGACGCUUGACAGAGACCAUGGACAGCAAGGCCACUUUCAAGCUGGACCUCUCAGUUCGGAACAAACAUGCGGAGGAGAUUUGGGACAUCCUGAUCGAGCUCCAGGGCUGCUGCGUGUUUCAGUUGAUCGGUUUGGGUUACAGGCGGGAGCGACUGGGCAAGGGACCUCUUUACCAGAAGAUACAGGAGCAGCUCCGGUAUUGA